This is a messenger RNA of Myodes glareolus (Bank vole), 8890 nucleotides long. The record is from RefSeq and is a predicted model, not a curated record. NCBI's taxonomy places the organism in Eukaryota, Metazoa, Chordata, Mammalia, Rodentia, Cricetidae.
UUGGACCGUGAGGAUAUAGAACACUAUAGUUUCGGUGUGGAGGCUGUGGACCACGGCUCACCCCCCAUGAGCUCCUCGGCCAGUGUGUCCAUCACAGUGUUGGAUGUAAACGAUAAUGACCCAAUGUUCACACAGCCUGUGUACGAGCUGAGACUGAAUGAGGAUGCAGCCGUGGGGAGCAGUGUGCUGACGCUUCGAGCCCGGGACCGUGACGCCAACAGUGUAAUCACCUACCAGCUGACAGGCGGCAACACCCGGAACCGCUUUGCCCUCAGCAGCCAGAGUGGUGGUGGCCUCAUCACCUUGGCCCUGCCCCUGGACUACAAGCAGGAACGGCAGUAUGUGCUGGCUGUGACCGCGUCGGAUGGCACGCGGUCACACACUGCACAGGUCUUCAUCAAUGUCACUGAUGCUAACACCCACAGGCCGGUCUUCCAGAGCUCCCACUACACGGUCAGCGUUAGUGAAGACCGGCCCGUGGGCACCUCCAUUGCCACCAUCAGUGCCACAGAUGAGGAUACAGGUGAGAAUGCCCGCAUCACUUAUGUGUUAGAGGACCCAGUACCACAGUUCCGCAUUGACCCGGACACGGGCACCAUCUAUACCAUGACAGAGCUUGAUUAUGAGGACCAGGCUGCCUACACGCUGGCCAUCACCGCUCAGGACAAUGGCAUUCCUCAGAAAUCAGACACCACCUCUCUGGAGAUCCUCAUCCUUGAUGCCAAUGACAAUGUGCCCAGGUUCCUGCGGGAUUUUUACCAGGGUUCUGUUUUCGAGGAUGCGCCCCCAUCGACCAGUGUCCUCCAGGUCUCUGCUACCGACAGGGACUCGGGCCCUAACGGCCGCCUCCUUUACACUUUCCAGGGUGGGGAUGAUGGUGAUGGAGACUUCUACAUCGAGCCCACAUCUGGUGUGAUCCGUACCCAGCGCCGGCUGGACAGAGAGAACGUGGCCGUGUACAACCUUCGCGCUCUAGCUGUAGAUCGGGGGAACCCCAGUCCCCUCAGUGCGUCAGUGGAGAUCCAGGUGACUGUCUUGGACAUUAACGACAACCCCCCAGUGUUUGAGAAGGACGAGCUGGAGCUGCUUGUGGAGGAGAACAGCCCUGUGGGUUCAGUGGUGGCAAGAAUAAGAGCCAGUGACCCAGACGAGGGUCCAAACGCCCAGAUUAUGUAUCAGAUCGUGGAGGGCAACGUGCCCGAGGUCUUCCAGCUGGAUCUGCUGAGUGGUGACCUCCGUGCCCUGGUCGAACUGGAUUUUGAGGUCCGGAGGGACUAUAUGUUGGUGGUGCAGGCCACAUCCGCGCCUCUAGUAAGCCGGGCUACGGUGCACAUCCGUCUCCUGGACCAGAAUGACAAUCCACCAGAGUUGCCUGACUUCCAGAUCCUCUUCAACAACUAUGUCACCAAUAAGUCCAAUAGCUUCCCCAGUGGUGUGAUCGGCCGCAUCCCAGCCCAUGACCCUGACCUCUCGGACAGCCUCAACUACACCUUUCUGCAGGGCAAUGAGCUGAGUCUGCUGCUGCUGGAUCCCACCACGGGAGAGCUGCAGCUCAGCAGGGACCUGGACAACAAUCGGCCACUGGAGGCGCUUAUGGAGGUGUCUGUGUCAGAUGGCAUCCACAGUGUCACGGCUCUCUGCACUUUGCGUGUAACCAUCAUCACAGAUGACAUGUUGACCAACAGCAUCACCGUCCGCCUAGAGAACAUGUCACAGGAGAAGUUCCUGUCCCCGCUGCUAUCCCUCUUUGUCGAAGGCGUGGCCACAGUACUGUCCACCACCAAGGAUGACAUCUUCGUCUUCAACAUCCAGAAUGACACAGACGUCAGCUCCAACAUCCUGAACGUGACCUUCUCGGCGCUGCUUCCUGGUGGCGCUCGUGGCCGCUUCUUCCCAUCCGAGGACCUGCAAGAGCAGAUAUACCUAAACCGGACACUGUUGACCACCAUCUCUGCCCAGCGCGUGCUGCCCUUUGAUGACAACAUCUGCCUGCGGGAGCCCUGUGAGAACUACAUGAAGUGUGUGUCCGUGCUCAGGUUCGACAGCUCGGCGCCCUUCAUCAGCUCUACCACGGUGCUCUUCCGACCCAUCCAUCCCAUCACUGGCCUGCGCUGCCGCUGCCCCCCAGGCUUCACCGGGGACUACUGCGAGACUGAAAUUGACCUUUGCUACUCCAGCCCAUGUGGAGCCAACGGCCGGUGCCGGAGCCGAGAGGGUGGCUACACUUGCGAGUGCUUUGAGGACUUUACUGGGGAGCAUUGCCAGGUGAACGUUCGCUCAGGCCGCUGUGCCAGCGGAGUAUGCAAGAACGGGGGUACCUGUGUGAACCUGCUCAUUGGAGGCUUUCACUGUGUGUGCCCGCCUGGCGAGUAUGAGCAUCCCUACUGCGAAGUCAGCACCAGGAGCUUCCCGCCCCAGUCCUUUGUCACCUUCCGAGGUUUGCGGCAGCGCUUCCACUUCACCGUCUCCCUUUCGUUUGCCACCCAAGACAGGAACGCCCUGCUGCUCUACAAUGGCCGCUUCAACGAGAAGCAUGACUUCAUCGCCCUGGAGAUUGUGGAGGAGCAGCUGCAGCUCACGUUCUCGGCAGGUGAGACCACGACAACGGUGACCCCGCAGGUUCCUGGCGGUGUGAGUGAUGGGCGGUGGCAUUCGGUGCUGGUGCAGUACUACAACAAGCCCAACAUUGGCCACCUGGGCCUGCCGCAUGGGCCAUCUGGAGAGAAGGUGGCUGUGGUAACGGUGGAUGACUGUGACGCCGCUGUGGCCGUGCACUUUGGAAGUUAUGUUGGGAACUACAGCUGCGCUGCCCAGGGCACUCAGAGCGGCUCCAAGAAGUCGCUGGAUCUGACUGGACCUCUGCUCCUGGGUGGUGUCCCCAACCUGCCAGAAGACUUCCCCGUGCAUAGCCGGCAGUUUGUGGGAUGCAUGCGGAACCUGUCCGUCGAUGGCAGGAUUGUGGACAUGGCUGCAUUCAUUGCCAACAAUGGCACCAGGGCAGGCUGUGCUUCUCAGAGGAACUUCUGCGAUGGGAUCUCCUGCCAGAACGGGGGCACCUGUGUGAACAGGUGGAACACGUACCUGUGUGACUGUCCGCUCCGCUUCGGUGGGAAGAACUGUGAACAAGUUAUGCCACACCCUCAGCGCUUCAGUGGCGAGAGCGUUGUGUCAUGGAGUGACCUCGACAUCACCAUCUCUGUGCCUUGGUACCUGGGGCUCAUGUUCCGGACCCGGAAGGAGGAUGGUGUGCUGAUGGAGGCCACAGCCGGCACAUCUUCCAGACUCCAUCUCCAGAUUCUCAACAGCUACAUCCAGUUCGAGGUCUCCCAUGGCCCUUCCGACGUGGCGUCCAUGCAGCUGUCCAAGUCCCGGGUAACCGAUGGAGAAUGGCACCACGUGCUAAUAGAACUGAGGAGUGCCAAGGAGGGCAAGGACAUCAAAUACCUGGCCGUCAUGACCUUGGACUAUGGGAUGGACCAAAGCACGGUGCAGAUUGGGAACCAGCUUCCGGGGUUGAAGAUGCGGACUAUCGUCAUCGGAGGUGUGUCUGAGGACAAGUUGUCUGUGCGCCAUGGUUUCCGAGGCUGUAUGCAGGGCGUGAGGAUGGGGGAGACGUCUACCAACAUUGCCACCCUGAACAUGAAUGACGCCCUCAAGGUCAGGGUAAAGGACGGUUGUGACGUGGAGGACCCGUGUGCCUCAGACCCCUGCCCUCCACACAGCCACUGCCGUGACACCUGGGAUAGCUACUCCUGCAUCUGCGACAGAGGGUACUUUGGAAGAAAGUGUGUGGACGCGUGUCUCCUGAACCCCUGCAAGCACGUAGCAGCGUGUGUGCGCGCCCCCAACAGUCCCCGCGGCUACUCCUGCGAAUGUGGGCCCGGCCACUAUGGGCAGUACUGCGAGAACAAAGUCGACCUUCCAUGCCCCAAAGGCUGGUGGGGGAACCCGGUGUGUGGCCCCUGUCACUGUGCCGUCAGUCAAGGCUUUGAUCCAGACUGCAACAAGACCAAUGGUCAAUGCCAGUGCAAGGAGAAUUACUACAAGCCCCCAGCCCAGGAUGCCUGCCUUCCCUGCGACUGCUUCCCCCAUGGCUCCCACAGCCGGGCCUGCGUCAUGGACACUGGGCAGUGUGCCUGCAAGCCUGGCGUUAUCGGCCGCCAGUGCAACCGCUGUGAUAACCCCUUUGCCGAGGUCACCUCACUCGGCUGUGAAGUUAUCUACAAUGGGUGUCCCAGAGCGUUUGAGGCUGGCAUCUGGUGGCCACAGACGAAAUUUGGACAGCCUGCAGCGGUGCCAUGCCCCAAAGGAUCAGUGGGCAAUGCAAUUCGACACUGCAGCGGGGAGAAGGGCUGGCUUCCCCCAGAGCUCUUCAAUUGCACCUCGGGCUCUUUUGUGGAUCUCAAGGUCAUGAAUGAGAAGCUGAGCCGUAACGAGACAAAGAUGGAUGGAGACAGGUCCCUGAGGCUGGCAAAGGCGCUGAGGAAUGCCACACAGCGCAAUGGCACUCUCUUUGGCAAUGAUGUGCGCACAGCCUACCAGCUGCUGGCCCGCAUCCUGCAGCAUGAGAGCCACCAACAGGGUUUCGACUUGGCAGCCACUCGGGAGGCUAAUUUCCAUGAGGAUGUUGUCCAAACAGGCAGUGCCCUCCUGGCCCCGGCUACCCAGGCAUCAUGGGAACAGAUCCAGCGAAGUGAGGGUGGCGCUGCACAGCUCCUGAGGCACUUCGAGGCGUACUUCAGCAACGUGGCCCGGAAUGUGAAAAGGACCUAUCUGAGACCCUUCAUCAUCAUCACCGCCAACAUGAUUCUUGCAGUUGACGUCUUCGACAAGUUUAACUUCACCGGUGCCCAGGUGCCAAGGUUUGAGAGCGUUCGGGAAGAGUUCCCAAGGGAGUUGGAGUCCUCUGUGUCCUUCCCAGCGGACACCUUCAAACCGCCAGAGAAAAAAGAAAGCCCCACGGUGAGGCUGGGCAACCGGAGGGCUGCACCACAGACGCCACAGCCAGAACCCAAGGCUGAGAGAGAAACCUCAUUCAGCAGACAGAGGAGACACCCCGACGAACCCGGCCAGUUUGCUGUUGCCCUGGUCAUCAUUUACCGGACUCUGGGUCAACUGCUGCCUGAACACUAUGACCCCGACCACCGCAGCCUCCGACUACCUAAUCGGCCCGUCAUCAACACCCCAGUAGUGAGUGCUAUGGUGUACAGUGAGGGGACCCCACUCCCCAGCUCUCUGCAGAGGCCCGUCUCAGUGGAGUUUGCCCUGUUGGAGACGGAGGAGCGAAGCAAGCCUGUCUGUGUAUUCUGGAACCACUCGCUUGACAUUGGUGGGACUGGAGGGUGGUCAGCCAAGGGCUGUGAGCUGCUGUCAAGGAACCGGACCCACGUCACCUGCCAGUGUAGCCACUCGACCAGCUGCGCGGUGCUCAUGGACAUUUCAAGGCGCGAGCAUGGCGAGGUUCUGCCCCUGAAGAUCAUCACCUAUGCUGCCCUGUCCUUGUCCCUGGUGGCCCUCCUGGUGGCCUUUGUCCUGCUCUCCCUUGUCCGGACACUGCGCUCCAACCUGCACAGCAUCCACAAGAACCUCAUCGGGGCGCUCUUUUUCUCCCAGCUCAUCUUCCUGGUCGGGAUCAACCAGACUGAGAACCCGUUUCUCUGCACAGUUGUCGCCAUCCUCCUGCAUUAUGCCUCCAUGAGCACCUUUGCCUGGACCCUGGUGGAGAACUUGCAUGUCUACCGCAUGCUGACAGAAGUACGCAACAUCGACAUGGGGCCCAUGAGGUUCUACCACGUGGUGGGCUGGGGCAUCCCUGCCAUUGUCACAGGACUGGCUGUUGGCUUGGACCCUCAGGGCUAUGGGAACCCUGAUUUCUGCUGGCUGUCCCUUCAGGACAGCCUGAUCUGGAGCUUCGCUGGGCCUGUAGGAAUGGUUAUAAUCAUCAACACCGUCAUCUUCGUCUUGUCUGCCAAGGUUGCCUGCCAGAGAAAGCGCCAUUAUUAUGAGAGGAAGGGGGUUGUCUCCCUGCUGAGGACGGCCUUCCUCCUCCUGCUGCUCGUCAGCGCCACCUGGCUGCUGGGACUACUGGCUGUAAACAGCGACACUCUGAGUUUCCACUACCUCUUUGCUGCCUUCAGCUGCUUGCAGGGCCUCUUUGUCCUCCUGUUCCACUGCGUGACCCACAGGGAGGUGCGGAAGCACCUGAGGGCAGUGCUGGCUGGGAAGAAGCUGCACAUGGAUGACUCAGCCGCCACAAGGGCCACCCUGCUAACGCGAUCCCUCAACUGCAACAACACAUACAGUGAAGGACCAGACAUGCUCCGCACGGCCCUGGGCGAGUCUACAGCCUCUCUGGACAGUACCACCAGGGAUGAAGGGGUCCAGAAGCUCAGUGUGUCCUCUGGACCAGCACGUGGUAGCCAUGGAGAACCAGAUUCAUCCUUCAUCCCUAGGAACUCCAAGAAACCUCAUGGUCCCGACUCUGACUCCGACAGUGAACUGUCGCUGGAUGAGCACAGUAGUUCCUACGCCUCUUCACACUCCUCAGACAGCGAGGACGAUGGUGGAGAUGCUGAAGACAAAUGGAAUCCGGCUGGGGGCCCCGUCCACAGCACCCCAAAAGCAGAUGCUCUGGCCAACCAUGUCCAAGCUGGCUGGCCGGAUGAAAGCCUGGCCGGGAGCGACAGUGAGGAGCUGGACACUGAGCCCCACCUGAAGGUGGAGACCAAGGUCAGCGUGGAGCUGCACCGGCAGGCACAGGGCAAUCACUGUGGCGACCGGCCCCCUGAUCUGGAAAGUGGGGUCCUGUCAAAGCCAGUGGCUGUACUCAGCAGCCAGCCCCAGGAGCAACGGAAAGGCAUCCUGAAAAACAAAGUCACCUACCCGCCACCGCUACCAGAGCAGCCACUGAAGUGCCGACUGCGAGAGAAGCUGGCCGACUGUGAGCAAAGCCCCUCGUCCUCCCGCACAUCCUCCCUUGGCUCUGGUGAUGGCGUCCGUGCCACCGACUGUGUCAUUACCAUCAAGACUCCAAGGAGGGAGCCAGGCCGUGAACAUCUCAAUGGGGUGGCCAUGAAUGUGUGCACAGGGAGUGCUCAGGCCAACGGCUCAGACUCGGAGAAACCAUGAGGCACAGUCAACCCUUCAGACUGCCAGUCAAGCCCUCGGACCUUGAAGCAGGUAGGCCCUUGAUAUGAGGGUCCCUGCAACAGUAGCUGGCUCUACACGGAAUGUUCAGAUGGGAAGCUCUUGGCCCUCUCAGGAACUCAGGGCCCAUCAGACUCUAUGACAAGUGCCAAAGCCACAGGCAUGUCUCAAGAGGGAGACACGGACUUCAGGCUGGCACAGCUCCGUCCUCAGACUGCAGACAGAACAAAAAUGCUGCUGACCUGGCCACAAGAGGCCUAGACAGAAGCCACAGAGCCCAAGCUAGCCUUCGUGAAUUACUAUGCCAGGCCCUUCAGCCUGCCAGGGUUCAGAUACUGGACACAGGCCAAGGCCCAGCUCACCUUGCAGGCAUCUCCUUGCAGUACAAGCCUAUAGUCACCAGCCUGAGUCUCUGCAAAGGUACCCUGUCUUAAAUUGCUGUUUAAAGUUGUAAAUACAUAUAAAUCUGUCCUGGACUUGGAGAAGAUGGGAACCUGUGUAUAUUUUACAAUGUCCUGACUUUGCUUACACUGGAGCGCCAUGUAAUGGCAUCUCAUAUAUUGCCCAAGGAAGCCUGCACAGUUGUACUUGUGUUUGGAAGAAUCAACACAGCUGGUCCCAGUGCCCAGGCAGGGAGGACAAGGGCGCUGACGCUGAUAUAGUCAUCACAAACUCCUGCAGCUGCUUCCAGCCAGCAAGCAAGGAGUGUGGUGUUCUGCUGGCCCUCAGAACACACAACUGUGUGUGCUCAGCUCCGUGGAUCCAGGAUGGGACUGGCCUGUGAAGUGUGACUGCCAUGGCUGGUUUCACACAGGGUGAAAUCCCCACCACUCUGCCACUCCCACAUCCUUGUGCCAGGACUACUCCUGAUGCAGAGGGGCUUCUCUGGAGCAGCCCAGUCAGCUCAGUACUGCGGGGGAGAAUUUCUUUGUCCCUGCUCCUGCUCCCCAUAGGAUCUCAGAGGGAUCAUGUUCCUGAUUCAGAAGGACCCCUGAGGUCUUCCAAGAUGUCACAUUCCUUCCUGCCAAUGUUCUACUCUUUCAAACUCCAGAGCUCUCUGGGCAGGCAGGGGCUCCGCCCCCAAAAUCUGACCAAUGACAUCACUUUGCUUUAAGUGGCCAAUUGUGCAGAGAAACAAAGCCACAGUCCCAGUUUUCAAUGGUUAGCAAAUUCUUUUUGGAAACUCACACCAAGGGCUACUGUGAUCAGCCCGCCACUAUGCGGCCAAGCCCAAGAGAUGGGGCCCAGAGUUACUUCAGCAUUCACUGCUGUUGAAAUCGGGUGGACAUGCGCCGUACAGCUGCUGGCGAAUGGGAGAAACCAGGACGUCAAAUGUGAGGACUUUCACACCACGCUGCACUGAGAGGUCAGAACUGCUAAUGAUCGACUUGUGUCAGAGGAAAGCCCACAUGACGUGGUCUGAGGUCAAUGAAGGGAGGCCCCAAGUGGCCUCUGAGGAUGCAAGGACACAAAGAAUGGAGCACAGGGAGCUUCAGUCUCCAGGAGUUGGAGCACUGUGAUCGCUCCCAAUGCCGCAGCUCCACACCACCCCAGAAGGUAGUGUUUUUAAUUUGAUCAUAACUGUUACAAAAACAAAACAAGCUGUCAGUUUUAAACUGUUUUUAUGACCUAAGACUACAAGUUCAACACUGGAGGUUUUUAACAAGUGUAUUUAUUACUGUUCAGCACUGGUGACAACACAGGUGAGACACAGCUAUAAUAAAUUAAAAUUUGUGGAUUUGUA